Fonsecaea pedrosoi CBS 271.37 is the source of this 249-nucleotide messenger RNA. RefSeq lists its product as uncharacterized. The record is from RefSeq and is a predicted model, not a curated record. The transcript has 2 exons. Lineage: Eukaryota; Fungi; Ascomycota; Eurotiomycetes; Chaetothyriales; Herpotrichiellaceae. The coding region runs from base 1 to 249 and encodes 82 amino acids.
AUGGCGGGCACCGAAGUAAAGAAGAUCGAAAUGGUGGAAGCGCUUCUUGACUGGUGCAUAAAGCGCAAAGCUGCUCUCGAGGCUCAGUGGAGCGCCAGGAUCUGGACUCACGCCCUGUCCGGGUUUGACACCCCUCAAGCGACUGAGAUUCUUCAACAAGCGAUCGUGAAGAACAACACGGCGCUUCAGGAGCAGCGCGACGCUGAGAAGAGGCUUCGAGAUCUGAAUGUUAAAUCGCCUGAUAUAUGA